AUGGCCCAGCCUACCUAUUACAUCGACGAGGAUGUCGGUCAGGAUAUCGCAGAACAGACGGGCGACGAGUCAUCGCCCUACAAAUCCCUCGGAUACGCUGUCCUGACUCGCGGCGAGACUCCCAAGUUCCUUACCCGAAAGAGUGUUACUGGAGAGGUCCCAGAGGGUGCAGAUGCUUCCUCGAGGUUAGAGUGGAAGGAUGUUGCCAAGUCGGCCAUGAAGAAGGCGGUCAACUAUGCAAAGGCGCAGAAGAAGAAGGCUGAGAAGGAGCAGGGACUGCUUGCGCAGCGCUCGAAGGAGGAGGCAGACCGCAACAAGGUCCUUGAUGAGGCCAAGAAGGUCGUCAUAGAAGAGGACAAGAGUCUUCCAGAGGCAAUCAAGAUCAAGCUCGACGACACCGACCCAAAGAAGAUCACGCUAGGAGACGGCAAGGAUACAAAAGGUACACGAGUACGAGUGUUCGGUCGCGUACACCGUGAGCGAAGACAAAAGGAUGUUAUGUUCGUCACCUUAAGAGAUGGUUACGGCUACAUGCAGGUCAUCUUCACUGGUAACCUUGCAAAGACCUAUGAUGCCCUCACCUUGACUCGCGAAACCAGCAUGGAGAUUCUUGGAGAGUUGAGGCAGAUCCCCGCUGGUGCCCACGCUCCCAACAACCGCGAACUACACGCCGACUACUACAAGAUCCACGAUGGCUGGAAGGCAGCUGGUGGCGACGACGCCAUUACCAACAGGGUAUCAAAGGACACUGAGCACGCGACCUUGCUGGAUCUGCGACAUCUCACUCUACGUGGAGAGACUGCAUCCAAGGUCAUGAUUGUCCGUGAUGCGGUCGAAUUUGCAUUCAACCAGGUCUACAAAGAACUUCGACUACGCAAGGUCAGUCCGCCAGCGCUUGUCCAGACCCAGGUCGAGGGUGGUGCCACGCUCUUCAAGUUCGGCUACUAUAAUGAGGAGGCCUACCUUACCCAAUCUUCUCAGCUAUACCUUGAGACAUGCUUGCCAUCAAUGGGAGACGUGUACUGCAUUGAAAAGUCCUUCCGUGCUGAAAAGUCAUUGACCCGUCGUCAUUUGGCCGAGUACACGCACAUUGAGGCCGAACUCGACUACAUCAACUUUGACGAUCUGCUCACCCAUCUCGAGGAGGUCAUGUGCCGUGUUCUAGACGUCACAAUGGCCGACCCCGUUGUCAAGCAAUACAUCAUGGACCUCAACCCCGAGUUCAAGGUCCCCGAGCGCCCAUUCAAGCGCAUGAAGUAUCAAGAAGCUAUCGAUUGGCUCGUUGAGCACAACAUCCCCAACGAAGAUGGCGAGCCCCACAAGUUUGGCGACGAUAUCGCUGAAGCUGCAGAGCGUAGGAUGACAGAUAUCAUCAACAGGCCCAUCUUCCUGACACAUUUCCCUACGGAGAUCAAGGCCUUUUACAUGCUGAAGGACAAGGAAGACCCAAGGGUAACAGAGAGUGUGGAUUGCCUGAUGCCCGGUGUUGGUGAGAUUGUCGGAGGUAGCAUGAGGAUGGACAACUACGAUGAGUUGAUGGCUGCGUUCGCCAGGGAGCAGAUUGAUCCUGCGGCAUACUACUGGUACACUGACCAGAGGAAGUACGGCUCUUCUCCCCACGGCGGUUAUGGUCUCGGUCUCGAACGCUUCCUCGCCUGGCUAUGCAAGCAACACACUGUCCGCGACUGCUGCCUGUACCCACGCUACUUCGGCCGCUGCAAGCCUUAA
This is a messenger RNA of Bipolaris zeicola 26-R-13, 1728 nucleotides long. RefSeq lists its product as uncharacterized. Gene Ontology annotation, molecular function: ATP binding; nucleic acid binding; asparagine-tRNA ligase activity. Gene Ontology annotation, cellular component: cytoplasm. NCBI's taxonomy places the organism in Eukaryota, Fungi, Ascomycota, Dothideomycetes, Pleosporales, Pleosporaceae. The transcript is spliced from 2 exons. Gene Ontology annotation, biological process: asparaginyl-tRNA aminoacylation. The record is from RefSeq and is a predicted model, not a curated record. The coding region runs from base 1 to 1728 and encodes 575 amino acids.